Messenger RNA from Fusarium poae, 753 nucleotides. RefSeq lists its product as uncharacterized. Bases 1 to 753 code for a protein of 250 amino acids. The record is from RefSeq and is a predicted model, not a curated record. The transcript has 4 exons. Lineage: Eukaryota; Fungi; Ascomycota; Sordariomycetes; Hypocreales; Nectriaceae.
AUGCCACGAAUUGCCCUCGAUCUGCCCACACAUCUUAUCGAUGUGCCAGCUGGUCUCAGCAGCGAGCGUUACUAUGUUCCUAUAUAUAAUAUCCCUUUUGGGGGUGCACGGGAGCUCCUGAGCCACUGGCUGCAGGACUGCGGCGUUGCGGAUUGGCAAUUUCACAAUGACGCUAAAUCAGGAUGGGUCUGCCUCGAGGGCAAGAAGGACUUUGAAGCUUCACUUGACAGGUUACGGGAGAUGAAGCGACUUCACCCAAAGCUCGAAUACUCGGCCGUCAACAAGUUGGCAAGUAUCAAACUCGAGGUCAUCGAUCACACCUCAACCCGGCCCAGAACGCAGAGAGCCUUGCUAACAGGGCUCUCGUCCCGCCCGAACAUCCACGAGUUGAACACAUGGAUCCGUUCGAGGCUUGGGUCAGAUUGUCUGCUCGUUGUCGCCUCACGUAUCGCUCACAUAAGCUCUUCGCGUGUGUUGGUCUUCAUCUGCACUCUAGCCACGGCAAACGGUUUAUCUGUGGACAAGAUAGAAAAGUUCCUUGAUGGAGCAGCGUUUGGCAGCGAAGUCGUCAGUGUCCUCGUUGAGCAGGGCGACAGCCACAUUGCUGCAUCGGAGCGCCGACAAGAUGCAGCGCCUCUUGUCGCGUUGGGAUCGUCGAGAUUGCCGCCUCGCUGGCCUCGCAUAGUCUCGCGAUGGAAUCGCUGUCUUGCUGAAGAAAGACAGAAGCGUCAGUUAGAAACGGUCCACGAGUAG